Molecule: messenger RNA, 3142 nt
Organism: Notolabrus celidotus (New Zealand spotty)
Lineage: Eukaryota; Metazoa; Chordata; Actinopteri; Labriformes; Labridae
Product: trichohyalin-like
Exons: 7
Coding region: 187-2256 (689 amino acids)
Source: RefSeq, a predicted model, not a curated record
UUCCAGGGGCGGCUGGCCUGACCACGGUAUUGCAAAAGACGGCUCACUUCACCGCAGGAGCAGAGAGGAGAUGACUACAAACCAAGAACCAAACAGAAGCUUCAUAAAGAGACACAGAGAUCCUGACCACAGUCUGUCAGCAGCAGGAAGCAAGAAGACACUGCAGCAGCUUAACUAGACUCCAGGAUGUUUGGUGUGAUUGUCAGACGCUCCCUCAACCUUCAGCGUGGUGCCUUCACUGACCUGGUUUUCUUCCUGGCCCUGAUGCUCUCAUGUAGAGGUCAGGAGAUGAUUGGUUCAUCUCAGCCGAUAGUGGCCAUGAUUGGUGAGGACGCCGUUCUGCCAUGUCACCUGAACCCGGCCAUCAAUGCCUUUGACAACACUGUGGAGUGGGCCAGACCGGACCUGAACCCCAGAUUUGUCUAUGUGUGGCGAGACCGUGUGGAGCUAGAGAUUAAAAAACAUCCAACGUUCAGAGGAAGAACAUCAAUGUUCAGUGAAGAACUGAAACACGGGAAUGUUUCUCUGAAACUCUCCAGAGUGAAACUCUCAGACGGAGGAGGAUACAGAUGCUUCAUCCCUCCGUUAUCUAAGUCUGCGAUGGUUCAGCUCGUCGUUGGAUCUGUCUCCUCACCUGUGGCUCAGGUGACCUUAAACAGCAGCAGAGUCUGGUUGGAGUGUGAGUCUAAAGGCUGGUUUCCAGAGCCGGAGAUGUUUUGGCUGGACGGCGAGGGAAACCCUCUCUCCUCUGGUCCCACUGAGACGGUCAGAGGUCCUGAUGGUCUCUACACGGUCAGCAGCAGAGCGACUGUGGAGACGAGACACAGCAACACCUUCACCUGCAGAGUCUCAGAGAGGAAGAUCAACCAGAGCAGAGAGACCCACAUCACUGUUCCAGAUCAUUUCUUCAUGGUGCGAACUACUCCCAGUAUUCCCAGUACUCCAGACACUCCUGGUUCUCUGCCCGCUGUGAUUGGCUCUGUGAUUGGCUGUCUUGCUCUGGUUCUGAUUCUUGGGAUCAUCUUUGCUCUUUGGAUGCAAAGAAGACUCAAGAACAGGAAGGACCAUGAGGACCGGACUGAACAGUCUGAGGAGGAAAACAUGAAGACACCAAGAAGAGAUUUCACAGAGUUUCAUGUUGAGAAGGAAGGAGAAGAAGAAAGAGCUCCACUUAUGUCAGGGAGAGAAGAAGAAGAAGGGAAUGAGACACAUCCAGAGGAUAAUGGAGGGAAGAAUCAAGAGCUUCAAGGAGAGAACGAGGUCCAGGCAGAGCAACAACAGGAAGAUCCCAAAGAUCAGCCAGAGGAACAGAAACAGGAAGUAAAGGUAGAGUUUCAGGAAAGACAGAAAGAAGGGAGGAGAAAUGAAACUUCAGUGAAGAACAAGAAGAUACCAAACCAAACCAGAGGAGAGGAAGAAACGCAGGCAGAGCAACAUCUCAACACAGAGGAAGGAGAGAGGGAGCAGGCAGAGCAACAUCUCAACACAGAGGAAAGAGAGAGGGAGCAGACAGAGCAACAUCUCAACACAGAGGAAAGAGAGAGAGAGCAGACAGAGCAACAUCUCAACACAGAGGAAAGAGAGAGGGAGCAGACAGAGCAACAUCUCAACACAGAGGAAAGAGAGAGGGAGAAGGCAGAGCAACAUCUCAACACAGAGGAAAGAGAGAGGGAGCAGACAGAGCAACAUCUCAACACAGAGGAAAGAGAGAGGGAGCAGACAGAGCAACAUCUCAACACAGAGGAAAGAGAGAGGGAGCAGACAGAGCAACAUCUCAACACAGAGGAAAGAGAGAGGGAGCAGGCAGAGCAACAUCUCAACACAGAGGAAAGAGAGAGGGAGCAGACAGAGGAGGGAAAGAUGGAGGGGGGUGAAGGAGGGGAGGAGAGGUUAGCUCAGAUUGAUGAAAGUCAAAGGAAGGAAAAGGAGACAGAAAAACAAAAUGAAAGGAGGAGAAGAAGAGAAGAAGCCGUCAGACGAGCAGCUGGACGUAGAACAGUUAGUGGGGGGGGGGGAGUAGAGGGUGAGGUAAAGGAGACAGAGACUGAUGAAGAAGCUGGAUUGAGGACCAAUAUGAGACAAACACAAGUCACAGGAGGAGAAGAAGAAGAGAAGAUGGCUGAACGAGUGGACAUGAAUAAAGAGGUCAGAGAGAGAGGAGCUGAGAGUUCAGAGAGGCCGAAGCUAAAGACCAGGAAGAAUCAAGCUAAACCUUAUGCCAAAGUUAAACCACUAUAUAAACAAGAGGAAGACUAACAUGUGGAUCAAUAGAGAGACAGUCAGUGUCUGGAAGAUGACACAAUCAGAUGGAGUUUAUAGAAGGACCUCAAGAAGGAGAACAACAGCCCAUGAUGCAGACAGGCUACAUCUGACAUCAGGAAACCUAAAAGAGAGAGGAACAUGGAUAUUCUGCAGCUCAUUUACAUUUUCACUAAAGUCUCAUCAGGCUAACACUGAGAGGAAAACUGUCACUAAAACUGUAAACAAUUUUAAUAUUGUUUCUAAAAAACUACAGAUGCUCUGGUCUGACCUUUCACCAUGUUCUGCUUCCCCCCAUUACUUUUUGAUUUACAGUUUAGGAUUAUGAAAACACUUUUUUCCUGUGUAUCCACAAAGACAAGAUCAGUGACAAUUUAGUUAAGGUGACCUGUCAAUCAAAGUCACCACAUAUUCUAGCUUUGUGCCGUACGAGGUUUUUAAAAGGUGAAUUAAAAAAAUGUAACGCCUGCAAUGUUGUCAUGAAUAGAACAUUUUCCUUAGAAAUCUAAAUAUUUUUUAAGUUGGCUGUAAACUUGGAUAUUUUAAUAUGGAGGUCUAUAGGGAUGGACUCACUUUAGGAGCCAGCCUCUAGUGGCUGUUAGAGGAACUGCAGUUUUUUGGCAUUUUGUGUUUCAUAGUUUUUCUAAACCUGCCUGUCAGUUGUAUUUUCAGUGAUCCAGACUGAUGCAUUUUGACUAGUUCUUCAUGGAUGAAAACAUUUUGUAUGUAAACAUUUUGUUCAGGCGUUUUUCUUUUAUGUUGUGAAUUAUUUUAAUUUGGCGUUAUGUUUGUACGUCAGUAUUUCACAGGAUGUGCAGAGUGAAAGCAUUUUAAUAUUGUUUAUGCUUUUUUUUUUUUUUACAAAAAUAAAAAGCAUAAGUCC